ACAAUCACAAUCUGUGCUAACAUUACCAAAUAUUUCUUUUUGGAUACGUCUUUUUUGUGUCUCAUUCUUUUACCUCUACGUACAUUUUUCAGCUUGUUUCUGUUUCCAGAAUCUGAGGGAGAAACCAAAAGUACCCAGAAGGAAAAAAAUGGAAAUUUUGCUUGGAGUUUGCAAAUGGGGUUUCUUUGGGUGGUGAUUGUAUAGGGAGAUUUGAAUGAAAAUUUUCAAAUGUUUCAAAGUUUGAAUUUUUAUUGCCUUCAGAGAAUACCCAGUUGGAUUUAGCUGAUUUUGGGUACCCUCAUUGUGUUCAAGAGAUGGGGUUUGUUGAUGGUUCUGAUUUUUGUACAAGGAGUUAGGAAGGAAAGGAGAUUUAAAGUUCUGCUGAUUAUCUUUUAGGUUUGGGGUGAGGGGAUGGAGGUUGAGAAGACACGUUCCAAGGGAGGAUUUUUUCACUUGUUUGAUUGGAAUGGUAAAUCUAGGAAGAAGCUGUUCUCUAGCAAUGCUGAAUCAUCUGAAGAAUCAAAACUGGUUAAACAAGUGGAAGAUUUUGGAAGAGUACGUCAUCCUUUGAUAGACUUGGAUGAAAGCAAAGCAAGUUUGAACCGCAAAGGAAGUAGUGAUUUUAGCUCUGCUUCAUCAGUGACUAGUGAUGAAGGAUAUGGAACUAGGGCACCUGGGGUAGUUGCUAGGCUUAUGGGUUUGGACUCAUUACCAACAUCAAAUGUUCUAGAGUCUUGUUCUACCCCAUAUUUAGGAUCUCGUUCCCAGAGAACGGCUCAUUAUGAGACUAAUCCUAAUUUUUGGAAUGGAAAUAACUCAAUGGAACACUCCAACAUGCCCUAUAAGCUUGAUGUUUUUUCUUCAAAUUCCUUCGAAUCAAGGUUCCACAAAGUGCAGGGUAGACCAAUUGAGAGAUUUCAGACUGAAAGUUUGCCUCCAAAAUCAGCAAAAUCAAUUCCAAUCACACACCACAAGCUUUUGUCUCCUAUCAAGAGUCCAGGAUUCAUACUAAGAAAUGCAGAUUAUGUAAUGGAGGCUGCUGCAAAGAUAAUUGAGGCAAGUCCCCAGGCAGCUAAUAAGAUUAGAGUAUCUUCAUUGAGGUCUCCUUCAGUUCCUCUAAAAAUUCGAGAUUUGAAAGAGAAAAUGGAAGCUGCAGAUAAAACAUUCAGAUCUCAGAGACCUGGUGAGCCCAGUUCAUCUAAGUCUGUGAAAAGUCAUCCUAGUGACAAGAGUCAAGGCAGAUCAGAUUAUACAUCUGCAUUUAGGCCAUCUAGGGAUUCUGAAAAACGUAUUUCUCCCAGUUCAGGGAGGGACAGAAAAUCAGUUUCACUUGCAGUGCAAGCUAAGGUGAAUGUUCAGAGGAGAGAGGGAUCUGUGGGAUCAGUGUCAAGUGGCUCUAGAAGUUCUUUGAACCAGAAGGAAAAGAAUGAUGUCAAAGCAAAACAGUUUUCUAGGAGCCAGACAGACAUGCAAAGGACUUCAGAGAAAGGAGUUUCUGCAAACAGGCCUAACAAUGUGCUGAGGCAGAAUAACCAGAAGCAGAAUUGUGCACCUAAAAAAGAUUGUUCAGCUUCAAAGGUUGCAGUUUCCAACCAGCAAGGCAGAAAAGCCAAGUCCAUGAAUGGAACUGGUAGCACUGGGCUCAAUAGAACUGUUAAUAAGGUUGCUGUAAACUCUGAAACUAGGAAGACGGUCUUAGUGGCAACUGAUACUAAAAAGGAGCUUUCCUUGUCUAGAAGAAAGAAUUUACCUGGAAAGAAACAACCUGAAAAUGGAGAUCUUCAUUCUGAAGGAAUAGUUUCUGGUAGUUCAUCUAUCAAUAAAGAUAGGAGGUCAAUUAAAUGUAAUGUUGCAAUUAAUGGGCACAAGAAUUGGGGUGCAGAGAAUAUUAAAACAGGCAUGGAUGUCAUUUCAUUUACAUUCUCAUCUCCCAUCAAAGGUUCUAUGCCUGGUCCUUACUUGUCUGGUCAAGAUACAGAAAAGAAAAACAGUUUUGUGACUGGUUCCUCUGCAGACAAUGAUCAGACAUGUUUGAGAAGUUCAGCAUUUGCUUCUGCUGGAUUUAAUAUAAUUGAUGAUGAUGAUCUGAGUGUUCUUGUGGAACAAAAGCUCCAGGAAUUGGCAUGCAAAAUUGAGUCAUCCAACUGUAAUGUGAUAAGAGAGAACAGUUCUGUUGGUCCUGCUGCUGCAUUCAGUUUGCAAGAUUCAGUUGCUAUGCCAUCAAUGGAACUUGAGAGAAUGCUUCAACUUAAUCCAGAUAAAGAUAUAUCAUACAUUGCAGAUGGCUCUGAUUGCUCCUUGACUGACAAUUUGGGGCUUGAUGGUAAAAAGAAGUGGCAGUUUGAAGCAUUGAAGGAGUGUGAUGACAGCAGCAACUACAGUGAGACCAUAACAGAAUUUGAUCAGCUUCCUUCCAGCUCAGUUUCUCUUGAUAGCAGCAGAAGUUGCUCAGAUAGCAGAAACGAGAUCAAAAGAUCCUCCUUGGCUCUGGACCAAGCAACCUCAAGUUGGGUCUCUUCUGUUGAGACUCAAGUGGAUGGUGGAACAGAGUUGUCCGACACAGCUUCUUCUAUAUCUUUGGGGUACAUUGAUGAGAAGCAUAUAACCAGAGCAUUCAAUCCGAUAGAUCCUAUGGAACCAACCGAUUGGGAACUUGAUUACAUUAAACUGAUGCUUAUAAAUGCUGAUCUAAUGUUCGUAGAAUUUGCAAUGGGCUAUACCAAUGAAGUUAUAGUCCCAGAUGUCUUCAAUCAACUGGAGAGUGACAAUGCAAAAGAGAGAAAUGGAGAAGACUACUCCAAGCUUUGCAGGAAACUCUUGUUUGAUUGUGUGAGUGAAUGCCUAGGCCUAAGAUGUGAGCAACUUUUUGUUGGAACCUGCAAAGGAUGGGCUAGAUGUGCAAUGCUGUCCCGGAGAAAGGGAUUGUUGGCAGGAGAAUUAUACAAGGAGAUCUCAAGUUGGAAAAGUAUGGGAGACAUGAUGGUGGAUGAGCUUGUAGACAGAGACAUGAGCAGUCAAUAUGGUAGAUGGCUUGACUUCAAUGCUGAAGCAUUUGAAGAGGGUAUAGGGAUUGAGAAAAUCAUAUUAACUUCUUUAGUUGAUGAAUUGGUUACUGAUUUCUUGCUGGUUUAGAACUCUUAUUCGGGUUGUUGAAUAUGUUGAGUUAAGCCAAUUUAUCUUUGUACCUUAAAACAUGACCUUACUUUGUAAAUGGUGGGAGCAAUUUGCAGUAGAGAGGAACACAAUAUGAAGGAAAGUUUGUAUGCAAAAAUAUGGCUGGAAUGAAAGUGGGGUUUUGAUGCCCUCCACUUCUUUUAAGGAGAACUUUCAAUCCUACCGUGCUGUAACCUGGUGGAACACACCAUGCUGGAGGGUAUUCUAUUGUAUCUAUUUUUUUCUCAUAAAAAUGUUAAAACAGU
This is a messenger RNA of Rubroshorea leprosula, 3419 nucleotides long. The record is from the annotation of a GenBank genome assembly. NCBI's taxonomy places the organism in Eukaryota, Viridiplantae, Streptophyta, Magnoliopsida, Malvales, Dipterocarpaceae.